Drosophila suzukii is the source of this 656-nucleotide messenger RNA. Lineage: Eukaryota; Metazoa; Arthropoda; Insecta; Diptera; Drosophilidae. The record is from RefSeq and is a predicted model, not a curated record.
GCUCAAAGAUUGUGAACUUUUGGUGGCAUCUGAAGGUCGGAUACACCAGAGAAUCUCGUAAUGAAUCUUAUUUCGGGUCCAGGUAUGCAGAACAUAGUGACCGUAAACGCAUGCCCUUGGAGGUCUCAACGCAAGAAAUUUGUAACGGCGCAAAUGGUCACUCGCCCAAAGCACCACUCGAGGAUCAACAACGGACAGGAGUCCCUCUGCAGCAACGGCAACAGCAACAACCAAUUCAAUCGCCCAAGGAAUCCAUCGACAGAUCCAACUCGCAGAACCAGGCGAUCACCCACGAUGGGCUCACGGACUUGGAGGCCAGUCCGCAGGCUUGGCAGAUUUUCUGGCAGGACCUGCGCAUCAAUGCAUCGGUAGCCCCGCAGAGCCAGGAGGGUCCUGUAGGACACGGAAAAUCAAAUAUCUCCAUACACAAGGGAAUGAUGGAAUUCGGAUAACUGCAACCGAGAACCACGUAAACAAAUCAAAUUAGGACAUUUUCACCGAGUACUUCAUUUAGCGGUUAUAAGCCUCGUUAAUGAUCAUGAAUCGAAGAGAUAUUUAUAGAGUUCGUAAAUGAAAGCAUACUUCCGAACAAAGCAACUCUGAUAUAUACCACCCAAACCAAACUGUUCUCAGCGAAUCAGUAAGGACCAAGAGGA